GGCUCUCUCGAUCUGCUGACACUAUAUCAACAAAUUGGUAAAUGGCACCACUCGAACGCGUAUCCGUUCAAUCAACUUAAGAAAAGAAGAUUUACUCGUUGUCCUGGCUUAGGGAAGUUCACAGUUUGCUUGCAUAUAUAAACUUGAUUCAACAAGAAACAGUGCUAAAAUGUGGUAGUUAAAUUUAAUCGGUGUCAUGCUAAACAUGGAUAAUAUUGAAAUAACAAAACACAUAGAAGGCACCCCCGAUUAAAAUUGUCGGUCGCCUAAAAUUGCCAUCAUGAAUGGAAAUUGUGUUAACGCUGACAAGCCUGCAGUAGAAGUAGAAGUUAAGGAGAGGAAGUUCAAAGCGUCGAGUGUUAAAGAAAAACUCCUGCAAAUAAGAUCAAAUAUAACCGUAGAACCGAUUAUUGCGUGUUAUAUUAUGUCCAAUGUUUUUUCGGGUCUAGCUGUACAGAAUUUAAAUUUGGAAAAGGCCUGUCGAGUCAAUUUAGGUUACAGUGAUGAAGUAUGUUCAGCGUUGAACAGGCGGCAGACAGAAAAUUAUACCACAGAGGAGUCAGAGGUGCAGAAGUUGACGGCAUCAGUACAAGCUUGGAAGAACAUAGUUCAGACGGCGUUCCCUUGUAUCUUAGUGUUGUUUGUGGGAUCAUGGAGCGACAAAACUGGCAAACGCAAAGCUUGCAUACUUCUGCCUAUAGUUGGAGAGGUUUUAUGUUGUACAUGCUUCAUCUUAAACACCUAUUUCUUCUACGAAUUGCCAUUGGAGGUCACAGCUCUUUCAGAUUUAUUCCCGUCACUAACCGGAGGUUGGAUUACCGUUUGCGUUGGAGUGUUCAGUUAUAUUGGCGAUGUGACGACUAAAGAAAUGAGAACAUUUCGAGUAGGAGUGGCUAAUUUGUGCAUGUCGCUUGGUAUUCCUAUUGGAAUGUCCCUCAGCGGUAUACUGUUACAGCAAAUCGGAUACUAUGGCAUCUUCAUGAUAUCUAAUCUAUUGUAUCUAACAAGUCUUAUAUAUGGAUACAUUCGACUGAAAGAUCCGGAAAUAUCUGCAGAGCGACAACGUGUUCAACCAGUGGGCUGCAAAGGAUGGGUCUGCUCGUUCUUCGACGCGGGGCACGUGCGGGAAACGCUCACGGUGGCCUUCAGGAGCGGCCCGCGACGCCGCAGGCUGAGAGUGUCCUUGCUUAUUGUGGUCGUUUGCGUUAUAUUCGGACCUUUACAUGGAGAGAUGAAUGUACUGUAUCUGUUUAUGAGAUACAGAUUUAACUGGGACGAAGUACAAUUUAGUAUGUUUUGCACCUACAGCAUUAUCACUAAUUUAGUCGGUACCCUCUUUUCAAUAAGUAUCUUCAGUGACUUCAUGAAGUUGGACGACUCAGUUGUUGGCAUCAUCUCCUGCACCAGCAAGAUUCUUGCCUCAUUCAUUUUUGCCUUCGCUACCACAACUACAGAAAUUUACCUGGCUCCAUUAGUGGAAAUAUUCAAUGGGACCUCCUUCAUAGCAAUGCGGUCGAUAGCUUCCAAACUCGUGACUAGCGAGGAGUUGGGUAAAGUGAACUCGCUGUUUGGGCUGGCUGAAGCUAUGAUGCCAUUGGUGUACGGUCCACUAUACUCCAGGGUCUACAUGGCGACUUUAAACGUGCUGCCUGGAGCAGUCUUUUUGCUGGGGGCUGCCAUGACUGUCCCUGCUGUCGCUAUAUUUGGGUGGAUGUAUUUCGAGCAACGUGAAGACAAUAGACAAGUCGAGGAACUAGAAAGUGUAAAUAAAGAUGUUUAGUGGACUUAAUGUUUCCUUUUUAUUCUAAAAUGUAUAGCUUUAUAAAUACAUUUAAUUAUCUUGG
Zerene cesonia (dogface butterfly) is the source of this 1844-nucleotide messenger RNA. RefSeq names its product proton-coupled folate transporter-like. Gene Ontology annotation, molecular function: transmembrane transporter activity. The coding region runs from base 281 to 1780 and encodes 499 amino acids. Gene Ontology annotation, cellular component: membrane. NCBI's taxonomy places the organism in Eukaryota, Metazoa, Arthropoda, Insecta, Lepidoptera, Pieridae. The record is from RefSeq and is a predicted model, not a curated record. The transcript has 7 exons. Gene Ontology annotation, biological process: transmembrane transport.